AUGGAUUUUGACUGGAUUGUGGGUUGGUUUUUCAUUUUCUUUAGCCUGUUGGGGAACACCUGGGUUAUUUUCAUCAUCGCGAAAAGAAGAAGAUUACAAACAACAGCCAACUGGUUCAUCCUUUCCCUGGCGGUUGCCGACCUGGGUGUUACUAGUGGAUAUUUUCCAACGUUCUUGAUUUUUAAUGUGCUAGUGGAUACAUGUAACAACGACGUUCGCCUAGUAAUUGCUCGCUUCUUUAUAACCACUUCUGCCUUUUGCCUCACCGCCAUGGCUGCUGAACGCUAUAUCGCUAUCGUCCAUUCUUUAAAAUACUUCCGUUUCUUGACGAAAGCAAACGUAGCCAUUAUUAUUGCGACAUGUUGGACCAUUCCAUUUCUUUUGAAAAUUUGUGAACUCAUCAUCUAUCUUGCUAGAAGCGAACUGUUCGCCCCAAGAACGGCUAUAUUUGGUUGCAUUUCCAUUGUGCUCUUCGGCGUGUUACCAACAAUAGUUCUGCUCGUGGCACAUUUUCACAUCCUUUUAAUUGCUCGCAAACUCUCUCGCGAGAUGAAAGUUCUUUUUAAACAAGUUCGUUUUAACGUAACAGCAAACUGUCAAAAUUAA
Molecule: messenger RNA, 606 nt
Organism: Stylophora pistillata
Lineage: Eukaryota; Metazoa; Cnidaria; Anthozoa; Scleractinia; Pocilloporidae
Product: neuropeptide FF receptor 1-like
Biological process (GO): G protein-coupled receptor signaling pathway
Cellular component (GO): membrane
Molecular function (GO): G protein-coupled receptor activity
Source: RefSeq, a predicted model, not a curated record